This is a messenger RNA of Cyclopterus lumpus (lumpfish), 1753 nucleotides long. Its product is annotated as F-box only protein 6-like. Lineage: Eukaryota; Metazoa; Chordata; Actinopteri; Perciformes; Cyclopteridae. The transcript is spliced from 7 exons. Gene Ontology annotation, cellular component: SCF ubiquitin ligase complex; cytoplasm. Gene Ontology annotation, molecular function: ubiquitin protein ligase activity; protein binding. Gene Ontology annotation, biological process: glycoprotein catabolic process; SCF-dependent proteasomal ubiquitin-dependent protein catabolic process. The record is from RefSeq and is a predicted model, not a curated record. The coding region runs from base 216 to 1022 and encodes 268 amino acids.
GGCGGGAUUAAAGGUCCCACGUGGGCAGCUCGCGCCGCCGACGUCUUUGAGUUUUACGUCCGGGAUUGAACACCGAGCGCUCCUUCCGUAGAAGCCGAAUAUCUGACGGUGUGACUCAGAAGACGCGGUGUAACGGAACGUGGUCUGUCACGGCGGAUGUGUCGCCGUCCCGACAGCCUGGGUCUGUCCCGGGCUUGAAGAGGGAGCAGGACGCCAUGGGAGCGACGCAGAGCUCGGCUUCAGCGGCAGGAUCGUCACAGGGGCUUUCUCAAGAACACCCGUGCCCGGUUCCUCUGGAGAUCCUGGAGGAGAUCUUCUUGAAUCUCCCUCCCGAGCAGGUGGUUUGGGUUUGCCGGUUAGUGUGCCAUCAGUGGGGGCAAGUGGCCGACAGCGAGUCCCUGUGGAGAGGGAGAUGUCGAAGAGAGGGAUACCGCCUCCGCGACGCUUCCAAAAUCCCCAAAGACUGGCGGUUGUUUUACUUCCUGUGCAAGAAGAGGAGGAACCUUCUCAAGAAUCCGAAAGGAGAAAAUAAAAUGAAGAACUGGCAGAUUCUUGAGAACGGCGGCGACCAGUGGAAAGUGGAGGGCGUCAUGGUGCCGCAUCCGAAUGAGAAGGUCCAGCAAAACUUUGUGACCUCUUACGGGAUGUGCAAGAAGUCGCAGCUGAUUGAUUUGGGGGUGGAAGGUUACAACGCAUUGUUUAUGGAUCAUUUCCAGCCAGGCAUCAAAAUAUCUGAUUGGUACGCCCCGCGAUGGGAUUGCGGCAGUGAAUAUACGAUCCGCGUAGAGUUGCUGAAUCAAAGGAAGAAGGCGGUGCAGACGUUCGCUCCCGACACGGUUUACUUCGAGCAGUGGAACGAUCAGACGUGGAAUCAGAUGACACAUGUAUUCCAGGACUAUGGACCAGGAGUGAGGUACAUCCGGUUUACCCAUGGAGGCAAGGACGCGCAGUUCUGGGCAGGAUGGUAUGGAAUACGUGUCACCGACAGCUGUGUUGAGAUAUGUCCCGCAGUGGACGCGUAGAUCUUUUUAUGUAGUCACCGACUGCCCGCUUGCUGCCUCUGCAUAAAAAGUGCACCUUCUUUUAUGGAAAUUGCACCAAUUACUAUUUCCCUUGUACAAUCAGCAGUCAUUUUACAUGUUGAAGUAACGUUGUCUUUUUCUUCUUCUUGCAAGAGGCUAUGAAUACUAUAUGUGUAUCAGUUUCUUUAUGAAAUGUUAAGUUUUCAUCGUGAGGAGAUGCCACGUAGUCACGAGGCGGAGCCGGUCCCUGGAGCGGAUUCUCUGGCUCUGAUGUCUGUUUACGUCUCAGUCGUAGGCUGAGGACGCCACAGAGGCACCUACGGGUGAUGUGCAACGUUAUUUCUGACAAGUUGCGACAUCUGUGAUAAGGCCAGACUGAAUGUCACAUGGCAAGAAAUACAAAAAAACAACAAUUUCUCAGAUCAGAAGGGAUUCUGUCUAGAAAUAUUAACACUGCAGCACUAUAACAAACCAGCCUUAAUGUACAUUAUAUUAAUAUUUGCACUGGCCUGUAAAUGUGUAAGUUAUGAUGCUGAAACGUUGUAUUGGGAAAACUAAUCUGUGGAAAAUGUAUACAGUUCCAUCACCUUUUUAAUCCUGUAACCAUCAAGCCAGACAACACGUAGUAUUUGAAGUUAGGUUUAUUCGUAAUACUGGUUUAUUGUGGUGCUUUAUCACAAGCAAGAUACAAUACAACUUUGAUGUCAAAUUGAAUAAAAACCAAAGAGUAA